Electrophorus electricus (electric eel) is the source of this 1045-nucleotide messenger RNA. RefSeq names its product cilia and flagella associated protein 68 (gene cfap68). Gene Ontology annotation, cellular component: nucleus. Gene Ontology annotation, biological process: flagellated sperm motility. The record is from RefSeq and is a predicted model, not a curated record. Lineage: Eukaryota; Metazoa; Chordata; Actinopteri; Gymnotiformes; Gymnotidae.
AAUAUUGAUAUGGAAUCCUCAUGGAUGCAGAAAAGUCCACCUUUUCAUUACAUGCUUCGGGCCUCUGGACAAAGUGAGGUUUGGCACGAUUUCACCGAGGAAGCCAAAUUUCGCCAGUACGGCUGGCGUUGUUCUACAAACGAGGACACCUAUUCAAUUGCUACACUCAUGGGAAACUGGUCCGAGAAGAAGCUUGACGUCAGGCGUGCUAAGUCAAUUCAUCGCCCAUUGCUAUCGCAGUUCUCUCACUACUUUGAGACAACGUACUCUUAUGCUUAUAAUAAAGAAGAGAAACGCCCGAUUUAUAGAACUUUAAAGAGAGAGCCCAGAAGCUUUCCUGGUCAUCAACCUGAACUGGACCCUCCCCACACCAAGUGUGCGCCAAACUCCUGCUACAGACUAAACUUCAGCUGCUCGACAAGACAGACCCCAGCGCUUGGGCAGACGAGCGCUAGAGAUCCAGGCACUCUCACUGCUGAGGAGUCCCAACAGUAGAUUCAAGUCCCCUUUCUGUUUCAUACGUCAGUAUGGUGUGCACGAAGCACUGCUGUGAAUAACCCAAUAGCAAGAUCCUGUUAGGUGGUAAGCGUCUGUGUGGUGGUCUCACAUAAAUGCUGACAAGGUUGGAUCACAUGACACGUAAAUCUAUCAGAACAGAUAUGCAAUAUCAGAUGUUGAAAUGCUUAUCAGAUUUAUUGGUAUCAAUGCUCAGACCUUAGCAAUGCCUACAUAGAGCAGUAAAACGACUACUUAAGUUCCAUAAGAGUUAUUAAACAGUUAACCAAGUUACCUGUUGUUUUUGAAUUUUCACAUGAUUUUUAAUAUUUCAUCACCGCUAUUACGCAAACGUAGAGCUAUCUUGGAUACAUAUUGUUCGGCGCUAUCAGCCAUGAGGCCUGUUGAUGCUGUGAACAGAAAGCGCCGAGGUUCUCACCACUGGGAUAUAGGCCUUUGGCACGAUUCCGAGACAGGUUUUGCUGUUUACCCUAUUUCUGGUUUAUUGUAAGUGAAUAAAAUAAACUGGUCCUAGAACAGUGUAUAAGGA